AUGUUCUCAGAAGAGAUCAAGGCGUUCAAGAGGCUUGGAUUCCGUCAUGUCCUACUACAACUACUGAACUUCGCGUCGGUCCUCGCGUCUGGCUUGAUGAUUUGGAAAGGACUUGGGCUGUUGACGAAUACUGAAUCACCGAUAGUCGUGGUCCUGAGCGGUUCCAUGGAGCCAGCAUUCUACCGUGGCGAUCUUCUCUUCUUGACAAACCCCGCGCACGAACGAUAUCACACGGGCGACAUAACGGUAUACAAAGUACCAGGGGCGGACAUACCGAUCGUCCACCGGGUAUUGGAGACGCAUGAUGUAGUUGUUAACGAGAAGGGUACCGUUCAAGCAAGUCCGCUGGCGAGCGAGCAACUGUUAUUAACCAAGGGCGACAACAACUACAUCGACGACAUCGAGCUCUACCAAGGUUUGGAAUGGCUGGAGCGCAAGCACAUCGUUGGUAAAGUUCGAGGGUUCAUGCCAUACAUCGGCUAUGUCACCAUUGCUAUGAAUGACUUUCCGCAGCUGAAGUACGCGUUACUUGGAGGGCUGGGAUUGUUGGCGCUUGUACAGCGUGAAUAAUCUUGUAAUCUAUAUGUAUAUAUCGCUAAACAUUGGCAGUUUGACCAUUG
Molecule: messenger RNA, 620 nt
Organism: Punctularia strigosozonata HHB-11173 SS5
Lineage: Eukaryota; Fungi; Basidiomycota; Agaricomycetes; Corticiales; Punctulariaceae
Exons: 6
Coding region: 1-570 (189 amino acids)
Cellular component (GO): signal peptidase complex; membrane
Molecular function (GO): serine-type endopeptidase activity
Source: RefSeq, a predicted model, not a curated record